Molecule: messenger RNA, 5195 nt
Organism: Phycodurus eques (leafy seadragon)
Lineage: Eukaryota; Metazoa; Chordata; Actinopteri; Syngnathiformes; Syngnathidae
Gene: stk40
Product: serine/threonine kinase 40
Exons: 11
Coding region: 113-1420 (435 amino acids)
Biological process (GO): protein phosphorylation
Molecular function (GO): ATP binding; protein kinase activity
Source: RefSeq, a predicted model, not a curated record
UCUGUGCAGAUAAGUCGGCAGAUAUUCAGAUAAAAUACAGGAAAAAGCUGAGAGACAAAUUAAACAAGGGACCUCUGCUUGUGUGUGUUUUCUAUGCGAAUUGAACUCCAGUAUGUCCAAGCGGCGUGCAUCGGAGAGAGGGGCUGGUGAGACAUCAGGCAGGGGCAGCAAGCUUCAGUGUCCUGGGAUAUCUGGCAGCAACGCCAAGCGAGCCGGACCGUUCAUCCUGGGGCCUCGUUUGGGCAACUCACCAGUGCCCAGCAUAGUGCAGUGUCUGGCCAGGAAAGAUGGCACUGACGAUUUCUACCAGCUCAAAAUCCUGACGCUAGAGGAGCGAGUGGACUCUGCCGGCGAAACGCAGGAGGAGAGGCAAGGGAAGAUGCUUCUGCACACUGAAUAUUCUCUCCUGUCUCUGUUGCACAACCAAGACGGCGUGGUCCACCAUCACGGUCUCUUCCAGGACCGGGCGUACGAAAUCGUGGAGGACCCGGAGGCCAAUAAAGUGCGCAAAAUGAAGAAGCGCAUCUGCCUGGUGCUUGACUGCUUGUGCGCACAUGACUUCAGCGACAAGACAGCCGACCUCAUCAACCUGCAACACUACGUCAUCAAGGAGAAGCGGCUGGGCGAGCGCGAGGCCAUCAUCAUCUUCUACGAUGUGGUGCGUGUAGUGGAGGCCCUGCACAAGAAGAACAUCGUGCAUAGAGACCUCAAGCUGGGGAACAUGGUGCUGAACAAACGGACGCACCGAAUCACCAUCACCAACUUCUGCUUAGGAAAACACCUGGUGAGUGAGGACGACCUGCUCAAAGACCAGAGGGGAAGUCCUGCCUAUAUCAGCCCCGACGUGCUAAGCGGUCGCCCUUACCGGGGUAAGCCCAGCGACAUGUGGGCUCUUGGCGUGGUCCUGUUCACCAUGCUGUACGGCCAGUUCCCCUUCUACGACAGCAUACCUCAAGAGCUCUUCCGCAAGAUCAAGGCCGCCGAGUACUCCAUCCCAGAAGAUGGCCGCGUGUCCGAGAACACGGUGUGUCUGAUCCGGAAGUUGCUGGUGCUCGACCCUCAGCAGAGGCUGACCGCUGGUGAGGUGCUAGAAUCCCUCGGUGACAUCAUCGCCUCAUGGCAGUCUGUUUCGUCGCUGAGCGGCCCGCUGCAGGUGGUUCCAGAUAUUGACGAUCAGGUCAACCACCCAGAGCAUCUACAAGAGGCCAAAGUGACGGAGGAGUCAUCGCAGUACGAGUUUGAGAACUACAUGCGUCAGCAGCUGCUGCUGGCCGAGGAGAAGAACACAUUCCACGAGGCCAAGAGCUUCCUCAAGCGUCACUUCAACAGCCUGCCCCCGGUGCGCCGGCUAGGCCACGACGCCCAACCCGUUAGCCCGCUGGACGCCGCCAUCCUGGCACAGCGCUUCCUCCGCAAGUAGACCCUCAAACUGAACUUGGAGGUGGGUGGGGGCACCCUCCGUGUGUAGACUUUGGGCCAUGCCAGGUGAAUCAAAAUGGGGCAGAACUGCUCAAGAAAGGCCAUCGGUUAACCUUGUAGUCACUGUGCAACCUCCAUCUAUGUUUUCCGUGUGUACUCUGGACCUCCUGAUCAAUACAGGACCACCAUCAUGUAGCAGGCCCCCUCCUUCCUUCUACUGUUGUCCCAUUUUGGCAAACCUUCAAAUCAGUCUACCUCUCCGUCUCUUCUUCUGUGUUGGUAAACCACGCUCACUGUUCUACGAUGCCACCGGCGAAGUUAGUUUUUCUGUCACGCUAUGGGAAAAACACAACAAACCCUCUCAAGUGGUUUUCCGCAAAGGGGGGGUGGGGGGGACGGAAACGGAAUAAGCUUUUUUGUUGUUGUUUUUUUUUAAACCAAUCGAACCUUGUAGUAGCAUUUUCACUAUCCCAUUGAAGACAGACACCACGGACGCACGCUUUGGUACUUGUCGUCUCGUCCCUGUGGGAGAUCUCUUUCCUAGCAUCAGGCAGCUAGUGUGCAUAAAGCCUGGAAGUCACCACGCCAAGAUCCACGGUGAGACCCAAAUGUUGGACGCCACUUCGUUAACCUCCUUGUUCCCACAGCCAAAACUCACGUAAAACCUUGGGAACGCCACGGAACUGGUACCCAGCGCCUCAUUCGGAAUUGAAACGGCUUCCAGGUAGUCCAACGGAUGACGGACAAAGUGUGUUUUUUUUUUUCCAGUAUGAAUGUGAAUGACACUUUGACAUAUUAGCAUAGCAGUGUGUGUGUGUGUGUGUGUGUGUGUGUGUGUGCGUGUGUGUGUGUGCGUGUGUGUGUGUGUGUGCGUGUGUGUGUGUGCGCACGCGCGUGCGUGCGUGCGUGCGCGCGUGCGCGCGUGCGUGCCUGCGUGCGUGUCCAUGCGUGCGUGCCUGCCUGCCUUUGUGUACCUGUGCGCGUGUUUCAAACCAGGGCCUGCCGAGCCAUCCACCUCAGCAGCCAUCUUUAAGCUAUCCUUCAUUCGACAUUUUUCCACUGCACAAUACCGGCUCGGUUCGAGGAAACUGCAAAUCCACGCAGCACUGAACACCACGGAAAGGAGGACAAAUCUUAUCUGACAGCAAUGACAAACAGGGAACUGCAGUCAAGGAGUAUACAAUUGCAGUGUCAGGUACAGCUAAGCUAGCAUUGGUUAAUAUAUUUUUGUAACUUUUAGCUGCGUAUCCUCAAACAAUGGUUUAAUCUCCGAGAUGUGACUCAGGGCAGCGGGGAAAAAAACAAGCUGCUGUAGCCACGUGGAGACUGUGGGAUAUACUCCUGCCUCUUCUUGAGCUUAAGGCACAGCUAAACAGUUAUCAUGUUUAUGUUUUUGUCGUUUCUAGCUGCAUUCUGUCGAACAAUGUUUUCACGCCUGACAGGAGUUUGUUUGUGGGCAGAGAGAAAUCGGAGCACUGACGCCAACCCGAGACCGGCGUGCAACCGCAGCGUUCAGAGUUUAGGGCUAAAACUGCGAAAACCACUCUGCAUUUAACGUAUCGUUCAGAACGCUAACAGCUAUGCUACGGAGACUCAUUUUACCUGAGAGGAGACUAAGGGCAGCAAGAAAACCAGCCACAGAGACCAGCCACAGUAGAGUAGACUAAUGCAGCUUCGAGUUUUAUUUUGUCAUUUCAGACGUGUAUACUCCACAGUCUUCACUUGGCUGCAGUGGCCUGUUUUCUUGCCUCCCUCAGUCUCCGCUUGGAUAAAAUGUCCUUCCUUCAUUCACCACAAAAACCGUAGAGCCAAGUGGGUACUGUGCGGUGGAAAAGCGUCCAAAUGGUGUUUAUUAUCUGGCACACUGUGAAAAGCAGACCAACACAGAGCUUGACGCGAUGUUUUUUUGUUUGUUUUUUCCUCCCAUUUAGCCAGGGGCCCUUGCUUGUGUAUUAGCAGCUCCUCAUGUACAUGCAUUAUUCCACUGUGUAGGUGCUUGGUGAUCCAUACUGUAAUAUUUCUUUUUUUUUUUUAAUUAUUAUUAUUAUUUUUGUUUAAGUUAUUUUCUGGUUGCCUUGGAUUGUGGUGACUUUAUGAAUGAAUCAAGGUUAAUUUUUUUAGGCAAAGCUAGGCACCAGCGACUGUUAAGCAACUUUUCCGCUGGCUCAUUUGUUCUUCCUCCUACGUAUUUAUGUUUGCAUCUCACCCUCAAGGUUGUUUUAUUUAUUGUUUGCUAAAAAAAAAAAAAAAAAAAAAAAAAAAGAUUUAUCAGCUACAAUCAUGAAAAAGUAGCGAUUUCUUUGUCUUCCCACAGUCCGGGAGCACAAACUAAGUUAAAAUACAUCACAUACUUGCCAUAAACUGCAUUCUUGCCAUAUUGCCACCAUUUAAGCUUCACUGAUUUAUGCUUAGCUUUAAUUAUUAUGAUUUUCUCCUGUUUUUUUCCCCCUUCAGAAUCACACAUUGAAAGUCCCCAUUAGAAAAUGUGUGAAUUCCAUAUCAGUAUUGCAGUAGUACACAAAUUAAUAGAUUUCCAGUGAUAAUGGCCCACCAAAUAGGAAUUAGAUGUAGAAAUAUACUUAAUGUGAAUGAAAUUGUGUCCCCCAAACCGUCACUUUCUAUAUUUAGCAGCAUUUUUCUUCUACGUGUUGCUGCUGUGGUUUUGAAAAGCAUGAAAAUAGUGCAACGUGGAAGUCGUUAUGCAUGAUGUUGCCACAGUCUGUGCCAUGCCACUUAUUUUGUAGCAAGAGAACAUCCAGAUUUUGUCACCUCUUUUCCUCCCUAAUUUAAAAGCAAAAAUGUAUACUUUUUUUUCCACUAGGUUCCUUCCUCUAAUUUAAUAGCAACAAUUCCAUAUUUUCCCAAAAUAUUGAUUUUAAUUUAUAUUUGUAUUAUUUUGUAGCAACGUUCUUUUGUCUUUAAAUAUUUCCCCAGGUUCCCUCCAUUAAUUUGAUUUAAAAAAAUGGAUGUUCAUUUAAAUUUGUUUAUUUUUUUGUAGCAAAAUUGCAUAUUUUUCCAGAAUGUAUUUCUUCCAGAAAUAGUUUUUUUCUUAAAAUAUUUCCUCUGCGUUCCUUCCAUUAAUUUAAUAUAUGAAAAUUAACACACCAAAAAAAAAAUGUAUCAACGGUAGUUUCCCAAGUUUUUCUUCAGAGUUCCACUUGCCUCCUUACACUGAUUUAAUUUAUAUAUUUUCCCUAAAUUACAAUAUAAAAUAUUUCCCCACCCCCGUGGUUCAUCCACACUUUUACCCAUGUUUCCCACUUGGUUUCACUCACUACAUUUUUUUUAAUGAGGAAAAAUAACAGAAUUGUAUUGUCUAUCCCCUCCUGUCCCCCCACCCCCUACUGAUUGAAUAGUAAAAUUGCAUGAAUUUGCCUCCAUUUUGUAAAAUGUUGCGUAGCAACAUUGCAUUGUUUUCCAAAAAGUUAGUCCUCUUCCAGAAAAUAUUUCUCCUGGGUUUUCUCUGCCGCUUUAGUAGCAAAAUUACUUUUUCCCCAUUUCAUUUUAAGAAAAGAUUCCCCCUCCCUGCUUUGUAGGUACUGUAGUUGGGUACAUUUUGGACGCUGCUGGCGUGUUUCAAGCGAUCAUUUGGACAAGACACACGCGUUUUGGUCGUUGUCUUUGUCGUCGUAAGCUGCUUGCCCAUCUUUGGGGGCAUCUAGAGACGCACUCAUGACAUUAUUGUACAGUUGGAAAAAUCUUUGUAUAAAACAAAACAAAACAUAUUUUUCUACUUAAUCAGAAACUACAUGCAUGUCAGCAAUAAACUUUGAUAA